Syngnathus typhle (broad-nosed pipefish) is the source of this 1463-nucleotide messenger RNA. RefSeq names its product CXADR Ig-like cell adhesion molecule (gene cxadr). Lineage: Eukaryota; Metazoa; Chordata; Actinopteri; Syngnathiformes; Syngnathidae. Gene Ontology annotation, cellular component: intercalated disc; basolateral plasma membrane; bicellular tight junction. The coding region runs from base 124 to 1245 and encodes 373 amino acids. The record is from RefSeq and is a predicted model, not a curated record. The transcript is spliced from 7 exons. Gene Ontology annotation, molecular function: cell adhesion molecule binding. Gene Ontology annotation, biological process: homotypic cell-cell adhesion.
GAGCGAGCGGACUUGCGUGGAUGCUUGGCGAGAGCUCUGCGACCGCCUUUCCCCUCUGCAAACAAGUUUGCCCGAGUAAAGUUUUACCGAAACGACUUGGACUGACAUUGAACUGAAACGGGGAUGGAGGCACCUAACGUCUGCUUGUGGUAUUUGCUGAUCAGCAUUUUAGGGGGUUUGACCAUUGGACUGGAGAUAACAUCCACAGGGCCGACAUCCAUCGAGAAAGCCAGCGGUGAAACCGUAAAGCUAGAAUGCAUGUUUACUUUAAGCCCUGAGGAUUCUGGACCGUUGGAUAUUGAAUGGAGCCGUCUGUCGCCAGACAACCAGAAGGAGGACAAAGUGGUGAUCCUGUACUCGGCCGACAGGGCCUACGAGGACUAUCCCGCUAUGAAGGGGCGAGUACACUUCAAUUCAGCCGACCCCAAAAACGGAGAUGCCUCCAUCAACCUGACAGGCCUGAAGUCGUCGGACUCUGGCACUUUCCAGUGUAAAGUGAAGAAGGCUCCUGGCAUUCGUGGCAGAAAGAUGCUGCUGAUUGUCAUGGUUAAGCCAUCCAAGCCCAGGUGCUAUGCUGAAGGACAGACACAGGAGGGCAAAGACAUUGUUCUCCGGUGUACCUCCAACGAGGGCACCCAACCCAUGCAAUACGGCUGGGAGAAGACCAGUAAUGGAAAAGUGCUGCCUGCUUCCGGUGUGCUAGACCCAGUGGGAGGUACCCUUAAUGUGAGGAACGCAUCUGCCAGCGCAUCUGGCACAUACCGCUGCUCCGCCACCAACCGGGUCGGAAGCGAGGACUGUAUACUCUAUCUCAAUGUCACGCCUCCUCCCAAUACCGCCGGCAUCAUCGCAGGAUCCAUAAUUCUUGUACUGCUGAUCCUCAUCAUUAUCGCCAUCAUACUCUUCUGCUGUUGCCGUGCCCGACACAGGAAGAAGUAUGAGAAGGAAAUCUGCAAUGAGAUAAGAGAGGACGUUCCUCCCCCCAAGAGUCGCGUUUCAACGGCGCGUAGCUUCACAGUGGGUAGCCAGCGUUCCUCUCUCGGCUCCAUGUCACCUUCCAACCUGCACGAGUACGCCCUGAAACCCCAGUAUGACAAGAUCCCCUCGUCGGAGGAAGACAGACCUCCAAGCCACACCCCUUUGCCCCCACCCACCGCUCCCAGGAUGGCGGGCCCCAACCUCAGUCGCAUGGGGGCCAUCCCCGUCAUGAUCCCUGCCCAGAACAGGGACGGCUCCAUCGUUUAACGUGGCCUCCUCUUGCAGAGGGGACGGCAAGACCAAGGGGAGGGACCAGAGCAAGGGAGUGGGGGGAAAAGCCACCUAAGAUGAAGCUGGAGUUUCAAAUGAGACAAAAUGAGAACUUACUCCUCCAAUGAAGACCUGACUGCUGUGGUGCUGAGAAGAGAAAUUUACCGAAGUCACGCCAGAGCACAUAGACUUUUUUUUUUUUUUUUUUUUUUAAA